This is a messenger RNA of Effrenium voratum, 2478 nucleotides long. The record is from the annotation of a GenBank genome assembly. Lineage: Eukaryota; Dinophyceae; Suessiales; Symbiodiniaceae.
AUGGUGCUCUACCAGUGCAAGACGCCGCCCUGGCCACAGACGCCGGCGGAGGUGAGCGUAGGAGUGGCCCAGGCAGACGGACGCUGUCAGAGCGCACCAUACGCGAGCUUUCGGUACACCGAGCAAUGGAGACUCACCAGGGUUUAUCCCAUGGAGUUCGAUGAGAAGCAGCAGGCGGAAGGUUUCAAGUUCUUCGUCUCGGGGGAGAACUUCCUGCAGUCCAAGUCCGCCCUGUGCCGCCUCGGCGGGCCCAACGGCGUCCUCGCAACCGCCGAGGUGGUCCAAACCAACUUCACACUGCUGUGCGCUGUGCCGCCGGGUGGUUUCACCUUAGCGUCGUCUCCAGAGGGCAUGACUUAUGAGGUCGAGGUGGCUAUGAACGGCCAAGACUUCGUGGGCGGCACUCCACCAGUCUUGGUGCGCUUUGUGACCUCUACCUCGGUGGUUACGGUUGAGCCGUCCUGGGUCUCCGCGUUGGGGAACCUGCCCUUGGCCGUGAAAGGCGCAAGCCUGGCUGCGGACAUGCGCUACUGCAUCUUCGGGGAGGGGGAGCGCGCCAUUGAGGUUCCACUGUCCGCCCUGGCUAGCGAGCGCGAGGUGGUUUGCACCACGCCCCACUGGGAGAUCCGGCCGUAUGGUGCAGCGACCGAGCGUGUGUUGGUCCGCCUCGCCCCGGAUGGCACUGGCACCGCUCGAAGCUCCUCUGCUUAUGUCACCUUUGUGGCCUAUCCUUUGCCGGAGAUCGUGGAGCCCAACGAGGGCCCGGUGCAAGGCGGAACGGUGGUGCGCAUCUUUGGCCGCCACUUCCGGCCGGACGGUCAGGAGAUCCUCAUCCAAUGCAUUUUCGGCUCCAAGCAGAGCAAGGCGUUGGUGGUCUCCGACACCGAGCUGCAGUGCACGUCGCCGCCAGUGGAUGGCGCCUACCGCGCCACGGGGCACUUGUCGUCCUUCAACCUGGAGACGAUCCCAGCGCCGCCGGCGGUGAAGAGUACCACCUCAGCCUCAAACCAGCGGCCCAUGAAGCAGCUCACCUUCUAUUACCGCCGCUUCAUCCCCAGCAUCUCCUGGGUGGAGCCCUUGAGCGGCCCCGAGUUCGGCAACACGCUGGUGUCUCUGCGCUCGGACGCACCGCUCUUGAACUCCAAGAACAUCAAGUGCGUUUUUGGGAACAUCCAGGUCGCGCUCUUCAUGGUAACGCAGAACGAGGCCACCUGCACUUCUCCGCCGCUGAAUCGGCCUGGCAUGGUUGAGCUCACCCUCACGGCUGACGGCCAGAACCGAGUCCAGAUCGGCGCCAACGGGGAUGCAGUGCGCUUUACGUACUACAUCACGCCCACCGUCGCCAAGGUCACCCCCUCCUUCGGGUCUUCAAGGGGUGGCACCAUCGUGCAGUUGGAGGGCGCCCACUUCAUCAACGACGGACGGCUCACCUGCAAGUUCGGGGACCUCACGGUGCCCGCUUUCCGAUUCAUCUCCAGCGCGUUGGUGCUUUGCAGGACACCCAUUAAAGCGCCUGGGAUGGUGCAGGUCUAUUUGUCGAACAACGGGCAGAACUUUACGGGCGGCAGUGACGCCACGUUCGAGUUCCUGGGCUUUACCUACUUCCACCUGCACCCGUACCUGGGCCCGAUCAGUGGCAACACCGUGGUCCUGGUGGAAUCCGCCAGCGUGCCGGUGGCUGCGGAUGCCUCGAUCCGCUGCCGCUUUGGGACGCUCACGGUGCCAGGCAUGCGUGUCAACGAGACGUUCCUGCAGUGCGUCUCUCCAGCGGUGGUCACUGCGGGAGAGGUGAAGUUCGAAGUUGCGCUGAACCAGCAAGACUUCGUAGAGGCCACCCAGAAGUUCCUCUACUACGAGAACCCCAGGAUCCUGACGGUGGAUCCGCCCUUGGGGCCUAACCACAACGGCCUCAGCAUCCGCCUCUUAGGCCAAGGCUUCAUCAGCACCAACUACCUCAAGGUCCGCUUCGGCGGCGUCUCGGUCGAGGCGGCUGGCCUACAUUUGGUGCAGACGGCUUUGGCCUCCACUGACACAGAGGUAGUGGUGGAACUGCCGCGCAUCACAGUGAACGAGGAUAUGACCCGAGUGCCUUUGUACAUCUCCAACAACGGCCAGAACUUUGCGCCGGAAGGAGUGCUAGCGUGGGAUCAAGAUGAAGAUUCCUAUGACGUGCCGAAGACUAUGGCCUACUUCACCUUUCACGAGCCACUAUUGCUCCGCAAUGUGGAUCCGGAGGUUGGCAUGACCUACGGCGGCGGCUUCGUGUCUGUCUUUGGCUACGGGUUCCUGAACUCUACCGGGUUGAACUGCUCCUUCGAGUGGAUAGGCUCGCCCUCGGUGGUGUUCAUCUCCUCUACCCAGAUCAUGUGCGAGGCGGGCGGUCGGCAGUUUGGGCAGUUUGUGGGCCACUUUGUCACCAUGUUGAUGACGCUCUUUCAAUGCUUCAGGCUGAGCAAUGAGUGCUGUCCCAUCCUGUGA